Messenger RNA from Leptidea sinapis, 1047 nucleotides. RefSeq lists its product as uncharacterized. NCBI's taxonomy places the organism in Eukaryota, Metazoa, Arthropoda, Insecta, Lepidoptera, Pieridae. The transcript is spliced from 3 exons. The record is from RefSeq and is a predicted model, not a curated record. The coding region runs from base 93 to 1022 and encodes 309 amino acids.
GCUCAAAGGUGCCUCAGUGAGCGCUGUGCGUUAGGUGGGGAUGGUUAUGUUUUGGCUCGCGCGCGAAGCUACUUCAAGUUUUGUCUCUUGCCAUGUUUGUAUUUUGUAAUUUUGAUAUCAUGGGCAGUCAGGAGGAGUCCAUUCGCUUAAUACAACUGUACAGCACGUACAAUGCGCUUUGGGACCCCAAAGAUCCAAAAUAUUUAAACAAAAAUCAGCGGGAAGAUAGUUGGCGGCAAAUAUCUGCUCUGCAUAUGCCUGUCAAGGAAGUGAAAAACAAAAUGGUGUCCUUGUGUGGUUCUUAUCGUCGAGAGAAAAGCAGGGAGAAAAAAAGUCGCAUAACAGGUUCAGGCGCUGCAGAUGUUUAUAAUUCGAAGUGGUUUGGAUAUCCUUAUUUCCAUUUUCUUAAGGAUAAAAAUGAAACUGGUGACACUCGGGAAACGAUGCCGAAUGAGACAAUACCGGAAUCUUCACAAACUUCUGACGUAGAGAGACACACAGAGGCUGAAAACGCUCCGACCAAGUCGCAAUUGCCGGAGGCUAGCAUCGAGGAAGCGCCACCACAACAACAACAAGACCUAGCCUCGGAAACUAUCAUGCCUUCACCAUCAGAACCUGCUCGUAAAAAAAAACGACAUAAUCCUAAGAAAACGCAGCCACAGGAAGAUCCGGCAGAUAUCAUGCUCUCAGAAGCCCUUGAAUGCUUGCAAAAGUCUUCGACCGACAUCAUCGAUCCAUACUCUUCAUUUGGAAGAUACAUAGCCAACGAGCUAAGGAAAUAUGAUCCGCACACAUUAGCGUAUGUUAAGAACGCUAUCAAUAAUAUAAUUUUUGAAGCCGAUAUAGGGAAAUACACACAACAACAAAUUAAUACAGGAUACUAUACACAGCAGUACAGUAAUUCCCCUACAAUGGACUCAUCUGGCACUUCAUCAUCAGCAUCACAUACCGCUACGUCUUCUCAUGCCAUUACACCAUCACCUAAUGCCAAUGAUGGAUUCGAAACUAUCACUGAAUUGUAGUUAAAAUAAACAAUUGAUUUUUAAA